Molecule: messenger RNA, 1282 nt
Organism: Glycine soja
Lineage: Eukaryota; Viridiplantae; Streptophyta; Magnoliopsida; Fabales; Fabaceae
Product: GDSL esterase/lipase EXL3-like
Exons: 5
Coding region: 18-1127 (369 amino acids)
Biological process (GO): lipid metabolic process
Cellular component (GO): extracellular region
Molecular function (GO): lipase activity
Source: RefSeq, a predicted model, not a curated record
CAAAAACAAAUCACAAGAUGAAGCUUUCCACCUUUAAAUUACUUUAUGUCUGUCCUCUUCUUGUUCUGUUUUAUUCUAAUCCAUUUGUUGUAAUAGCCAUAUCACAAACUGAAAUUGUGAAGUGUUCAUUUUCUGCUAUUAUCGCGUUUGGUGAUUCAAUCUUGGAUACUGGGAACAACAAUUAUAUCGAAACAUUUCUGAAGGCAAAUUUCAAGCCAUACGGGAAGGAUUUCAUUGGAGCAAAAUCCACAGGAAGGUUUUGCAAUGGCAAGAUCCCUUCAGACUUAUUUGCUGAAAAACUUGGUGUAAAGGAGGCCUUGCCACCCUACCUGGAUUCAAAUUUGAAGAUUGAAGACCUCUUAACCGGGGUGUCCUUUGCAUCUGCUGGUUCAGGAUAUGAUCCUGUUACAGUUAAACUAACUAGGGCAUUGUCAGUAGAAGAUCAACUGAAUAUGUUCAAAGAGUACAUAGGAAAACUGAAGGCAGCAGUAGGGGAAGAAAAGACAACUCUCACUCUAACAAAAAGCUUGUUUCUUGUCAGCAUGGGAAGCAAUGAUAUUUCAGUAACAUAUUUUCUGACAUCAUUCCGGAAGAAUGAUUAUGAUAUCCAAGAGUACACAAGUAUGUUGGUCAAUAUGUCUUCCAAAUUUCUACAGGAACUUUAUCAACUGGGAGCAAGAAGGAUUGGAAUAAUUGGUUUAUCACCAAUAGGAUGUGUGCCAAUGCAAAGAACAGUAAGAGGAGGCAGCGAAAGGAAGUGUGUAGAAUCAGUAAACCAAGCAUCCAUGAUCUAUAACUCCAAGUUUUCUUCUUCAAUUAUGGAUCUCAAUACAAGAUUUCCAGAUGCUAGGCUUGUCUACCUUGAAAACUAUAGUAAAUUGAGUGGACUCAUUCAACAGUACAAUCAGUCUGGAUUUGAAGUGGCAGAUGAUGCAUGCUGUGGCAUUGGAAAUUUGGAAUUUGGCUUUAUCUGUAAUUUUCUCUCCUUAAAAGUCUGUAAUGAUGCCUCUAAAUAUGUGUUUUGGGAUGGUUAUCACCCGACGGAGAGAACUUACAAUAUACUUGUUUCAGAGGCCAUUACAAAGCACAUUGAUAAGUUUGUUUCAAAUACUUUCCUUUCUAACUGAACAAUGUACCCUCCAGUGAACUUACUGUCGAGAAAGGAAUGUAAGUAAUAGUAUAUUGGACCAGUCUAUGGUAAUAGAUUUGGUUUGUUAUGCUUAGUAAUGUACUCAGAAUAGACCCAACAAUGCUACAUGCAACAUUAUCAGGUUUCAAUUAA